CAAGGUCGGCUCGAAGCUCUCUGACCGCCAUCUGCUUUUGCGACCGCCCAUUUUGCAGGCUUGCAGCCUCGUGGGCAUGGACGAAUACACCGCGUCGAGUCCGCUCGUCACUAACGACGCGGCGCGCCAUGAUUCGACGGCCCACUCCAGCGAUGACACAGGCGUGCAGCCACUCGUGGCUGUCCGUGGCGACGCGAUGCCGCCGCACAUGGUGAGCCCGACCGGCGGAAGUGGCCGCCACAGUGAGCCUUUGUCCGAGCCGUCGACGGAGCUGGCACGGCCGACAGUGACGCCGGGCCACAGGAGGCAGGGUUCGCGGGCCCUGGAGAGGCUCACCGACACGGUGGCUCCCGCGGCUGCCGCCACGGCGGCGGCGGUCAGCGGCGCAGUCAAGGCGGUGGGCGCGAGCCUCCCGGAUCCAAUCUCGCUGCUGAUGCCGUCGUCGCGGCGUGCGAACGACACGAGCUCGCUCCGCUGGUGGCUGGGCACGCUCGUCUCCGCGACUGCCUUUGUCCUCGGCGCCUUCUUCGCAGGCGGCGCACUUAGCUGCUGGGGAAGCGACUACGAGCGCGGCUGCGCGACACAGGCCGUCAACCUGCCCGACCACGGGGUGGAGACGGAGAUGAAGCUGCUCGACUCGGUCGUCCUCCUCUACCUCGGCCUCUGCCUCCUCGGCGGUGGCGGCGGUGGCCUCGCCAGCCGCCUCUACCUGCUGCGGCGCCGCGCGCAAAUCGUCGCGCGCGUGCGGCGCGAGCUGGACGGCGUUGAGACGCGCGGAGAGGCGGGCCGACAUCUCAGAGACACCUCGUAGACACCUCCGGCCCCCGACACCUCCUCAGCACGCGGGGCCACCCCGCGGCCAGACGCUGCCGCCGUCCCCGCCAGUCGGAGCCGUCCGGGACACGUCCACGGCGCGUCCGCAGGUGACGGAGCGGCUGAUGGCGGGGCUGAAGCGGUCGAUGGACCUGGUCCACGACCCGUCGCUCCGGCUCGCCCUCUCGUUCGAGGGCCUCUCCUACCGCCUCCCUUCGGGCGAGGCGGUCCUCACCGACGCUUGCGGCGAGGUGCUGCCGGGCGAGCUCACCGCGCUGAUGGGCCCGUCCGGGUGCGGCAAGUCGACACUCAUCAAUCUGCUCUCCGGCAAGCUGACGCCCUCGUCCGGCUCCAUCCGGCUGAACGGCCGCCCCGCGCGACCGCGCGAGGUGCACAAGCUGAUCGCCUUUGUGCCGCAGGAGGACGUGUUGCUGCCCACGCUCACCGUCACCGAGUCGCUCUGGGUGUCCGCGCGGCUGCGGCUGCCUGCAGAGACGCCCGCGUCGCAGCUGAACGAGUGGGUGGUCCGGCUGGUCGACUUGCUCGGCCUGACGCACGUCAAGGACGCGGCCAUCGGCGACGUUGCGCGGAGGGGCCUGUCGGGCGGCCAGCGCAAGCGAGUCAACGUCGGGGUCGAGCUUGCGGCCGACCCGUCCCUCCUCUUCCUCGACGAGCCUACCUCCGGCCUCGACUCGACCGCCGCCCUCGAGCUCUGCUCGUGCCUCGUCGGCCUCGCGUCGCACGGGAUCGCCGUCUGCGCCGUGCUGCACCAGCCGCGCCUCUCUCUCUUCGAGCUGACGCACAAGCUGCUCCUGCUCGACCCGUCGGGGAGGACCGUCUACAUGGGACCCACCGAGGCCGCCGCAGACCACUUUUGCAGCCUCGGCUUCCGCGCAGCCUUCGAGAGCUCGCGCGAGAACGUGGCCGACCUGCUGCUCGACGCGAUCUCGGGCGCCAUCCGCCCGUCGGAGCAGACAGCGGCGCCGUCGGACCAGCAGACGCCCCACGGCGCGGCGCGCAGCCUCGACCUCGCCGAGGCGUGGAGGGCGGCGCGCGCAGACACGGCCGCCG
Molecule: messenger RNA, 1884 nt
Organism: Emiliania huxleyi CCMP1516
Lineage: Eukaryota; Haptophyta; Isochrysidales; Noelaerhabdaceae
Exons: 10
Molecular function (GO): ATP hydrolysis activity; ATP binding; ABC-type transporter activity
Source: RefSeq, a predicted model, not a curated record